Drosophila novamexicana is the source of this 1412-nucleotide messenger RNA. RefSeq names its product selenide, water dikinase 2 (gene Sps2). Gene Ontology annotation, biological process: L-selenocysteine biosynthetic process. The record is from RefSeq and is a predicted model, not a curated record. Lineage: Eukaryota; Metazoa; Arthropoda; Insecta; Diptera; Drosophilidae. The transcript has 5 exons. Gene Ontology annotation, cellular component: cytoplasm. Gene Ontology annotation, molecular function: ATP binding; selenide, water dikinase activity.
AUUAAAAGUUCCAGGAACUAGUUCACUGCGUCAGAGUAGUUCGAUUCAUUUUGACCACGCGACUAAACAGCUCGCACAUUUUAACAAUGUUUCAACCUGAAGAUCACGGCCUCGAGGCCGACUUUCGACUAACCAUGUUCUCCACCCUUCGAGGGUGAGGCUGCAAAGUCCCCGAAGAGAAGCUUAAACAAUAUCUCAGGGGAACAGAAAUAGUUAACAAUGCACCUCAACACGAUGACGACUAUAUUGGAUCUGGAAUGGAUUGCGCGGUUAUACCCUUAGCACGGCACAAGGAAUAUUCGCUAGUACAGACUGUUGAUUUCUUUUAUCCUCUGGUUGACGACCCCGAAACAAUGGGUCGCAUUGCCUUGGCCAAUGUAUUGAGUGACAUAUACGCUGUCGGAAUAACGGACAUUGAUAAAAUCGAAAUGCUCAUUAGUGCACCCUCAAACAUGUCAGAGAAGCAGCGAGAUAUUGUGGUGCCAUUAAUAAUGAAAGGUUUCCAAAGGGCAACAAGUGGCAGCGGCUGUUAUGGCAAUGUCUGCGUCAAAAAUGUUAUCAUCAAUCCCUGGUGCAUUGUGGGAGGCAUAGCUACAUCCCUUUGUCGAAAACAAGAAAUCAUACUACCUUCAAAUGGCAAGGCCGGAGAUGUAUUGGUGCUAACCAAGCCGCUUGGAACACAGCUGGCGACAGCUGCACACAUUUGGCAGAAGGAGAAAGAUGAUAAAUAUGAAAAGCUGCUAGCUGAUUUUACGGACGACGACAUAUUGAACACAUUUCAAAUGGCAAUAAAAUCGAUGACAUACCUGAACCGAAAUGCCGCGCUUCUUAUGCACAAGUACGAGGCGCAUGCUGCAACUGAUGUCACGGGCUUUGGUUUGCUGGGCCAUGCCAAGAACCUUGCUGACUUCCAGAAGCAGUCGCUUUUGUUUAAAAUUAACAAAUUGCCCAUAAUUAAAAAUGUUCUUAAAUUUGGCGAAUUAGUCGGACAAAGCACAAAGUUAGCGGCAGGCAAAGCCGUUGAGACAUCUGGCGGACUUCUCAUUUGCCUGACAAGAAAUGCAGCUGAACAGUUUUGCGCGGAGUUUGAGAAAGUAACGAAUGGAGCACAGAAGGCUUUUAUUGUUGGUGAAGUUGUGGAAGCCGAUAAAUCUGCAGUAGCAUUGGCAGAAAGUGUUGAGCAUAUCGAGGUUUCUCUUUAAAAAAUGUUAAUUUAGUUUUGGUGAAGCAAAUUGACUAUUCAACUAAUGAUUAUUAUUUCAUAAAGGCUUCUGGCUGGGAAAUAUUAUGAAAUGUUUUAUGUGUAAAUAUAAAAUGUUUGAUAUUCAGUUUGAUUCCAUAAAACUAUGAAUUAACAAAGUUUAGUUAUAUCUGUGCUACUAUGUUUCAAUAAACUUAUGCGGUGCCGCGCG